CUUGAGGAAUUGAGUACAAAGCUGGUUUAACCAGUUGGAUCACAAGUCAUCUAUUGCUACCAAUCCAGUUUAUGCAAAAUAUAGGUGUACAUGGAAAUGGGGUGACACUAUUCAUGGAAGAAAACAUUAAUGAAGUUCAUUGAAAGUAAAUACUCACUGACAGUUUUUAAGAAAGUGGCUCAUAGAACUUUGCAAGAGGAGGUCAAGCUUGUGUUCAGUGGAAUGACAGCAGCUCAUUCUGGUUGUCCGCUGUGUGAGCUGGGCGAGCUGGGCGGGGCUAACCAGGUCCAUGAUUUGGAGUUUCUGACAGAAAAACCUCACAGGCAGAGGGAUCUGGAUAGUAAGAAAUCAUGUCUUCUGCACAAGGUUGGACUUCUCCCACAGUAACACUUUCAAAUGGGAUGCAAAUGCCAAUACUAGGAAUAGGCACAUCACAGAUAGGGGGCUUCUCUCAGGACGCUGUUCUGCAUGCACUGCGCGACUGCGGCAUACGCCUCACUGACACAUCAAAGUACAAUGGCUUUGAGGCACAGCUGGCUGAAGCGAUCAGAGAUUGUGGGAUAGCACGAGGUCACCUGUGGCUCACCAACAAACUCUGGCCAGAGGACUAUGGAUAUGAAACUGCCCUGUCAGCCUUUCACAAGUCUUGCUCUCACAUGGGAGUGAAGUAUCUUGACCUCUACAUGUUGCACUGGCCAGAUUCAAUGCAACCGGGUCACUCCAACAGGCAACUGAGAGCUGAAGCAUGGAGAGCUUUAGAGGACCUGUAUGAAGAGGGGUUGUGUCGUUCUAUCGGGGUCAGCAACUUCAUGGUUCACCACCUGGAACAGUUAAAGCAAGACUGCACGGUCGUGCCACAUGUUAACCAGGUGGAGUAUCAUCCGUUCCAGCAGCCUAAUGAGCUGAUCGAGUACUGCCGUCAUGAGGGCAUCACAUUUCAGGGUUACUGUCCUCUGGCCAAAGGUCAAGCCCUGAACAACCCCACAAUUAUCCAGGUGGCACAAAAGUAUGGACAUACACCUGCACAGAUCUGCAUACGCUGGAGUAUUCAGAACGAAGUCAUUACGAUACCAAAGUCAACCAAAAGGGAGCGUGUGGCUGAGAACUGUCAGGUGUUUGAUUUCCAGCUGGACGAGGAAGACAUGGAAGCCAUAAAUAAGCUGCACGAUGGACGGCACGUUGCCUGGGAUCCAACUCAUGUGGAGUAACCGGUGUAUUUGCUGCAAC
Messenger RNA from Solea senegalensis (Senegalese sole), 1227 nucleotides. RefSeq lists its product as uncharacterized. Gene Ontology annotation, molecular function: oxidoreductase activity. Bases 351 to 1208 code for a protein of 285 amino acids. NCBI's taxonomy places the organism in Eukaryota, Metazoa, Chordata, Actinopteri, Pleuronectiformes, Soleidae. The transcript has 7 exons. The record is from RefSeq and is a predicted model, not a curated record.